AUGGGUGGGGGCCACUCGAAACUCGCACCCCCAACGCAUGCCCCUGUCCCCUCCCCCAUAGUGUCCCACUUCGCCGAAGCCGGCGGUAGCGCAGGCGGCAGUGAGCCCUUAGAUGGACGUUCUUUGUGUGGAGACAUACCACCGUACAAGUACAUUCGUGCAUGGUAUAAAAGUAUGCCAGCUGUGUGUGAGCUCGCGCCGGUGCCAGUGGCAGACAUUGUCUCGGACGGAGAAGCCGAGGCCUUUGUGUGGGACAUGUCCGUUGGUGGGUUCGAAGAGUUGGCCAAUGGUCAAGGCGAAAAGGUCCACUACGUCUCCGCAUUGACGCUGCACACGCCGAAAGCUGACGAUGAACAUCGCGCAAACAAGGUUAAGCGUAAAGGGGGCUGCUCUUGUAUCCGCUCGUGGUGA
Messenger RNA from Trypanosoma conorhini, 411 nucleotides. RefSeq lists its product as uncharacterized. The record is from RefSeq and is a predicted model, not a curated record. The transcript has a single exon. The coding region runs from base 1 to 411 and encodes 136 amino acids. Lineage: Eukaryota; Euglenozoa; Kinetoplastea; Trypanosomatida; Trypanosomatidae.